AUUUCCGUUGUCAGGUGGCGCUGUCUCUGUGGAAAGAUGCGAUCAGCGAGAAGCGGAGGCUUUUCCUUAAUUGCUCAUUUCAGUAAUAGAGGGUAAACAACGCGAAACUAAAAUCUCCGAAGCUUCUGCCGCCUGUGAGAGAAGCUCCGUACUCCCACCACAGCUUUCGCCUGAGAAAUGUCGAUAUUUUAAGGGGGCAACGCAGUUCUUAGCCGGCGGUUUUGGCUUUGAGUCACAGCCAGUCCUGUUUGCCAGACCACUGGCUGUGUGCUGAGAGUUGGAGCAGUGCUGGAAAAGGAUAGCUGUGUAUGCUGUCAUCACACUGUCAUUCAGAGCUCCAGUAUGUCCAAACGGCGCUCGUCAGAGAGGGGGGCUGGAGAGACGUCAGGCAGGGCCAGCAAGCUCCAGUGUCCUGGGAUAUCUGGCAGUAAUGCCAAGAGAGCCGGCCCCUUUAUCCUUGGACCUCGCCUGGGCAACUCACCAGUACAGAGCAUAGUUCAGUGUUUGGCCAGAAAAGAUGGCACGGAUGACUUCUAUCAGCUCAAAAUCUUGACGCUGGAGGAGCGAGUAGACUCUGCUGGGGAGACUCAGGAGGAGAGGCAGGGAAAGAUGCUGUUGCAUACAGAAUACUCUCUCCUUUCUCUGCUGCACAACCAGGAUGGGGUGGUCCACCAUCAUGGCCUCUUCCAGGAUCGUGCCUACGAAAUAGUGGAGGACAUGGAGGCCAACAAAAUCCGUAAGAUGAAGAAGCGGAUCUGCCUGGUGUUGGACUGCCUGUGUGCCCACGAUUUCAGUGACAAGACAGCAGAUCUGAUAAACCUCCAGCAUUAUGUCAUAAAGGAGAAGCGACUGAGCGAGCGUGAAGCCAUCGUCAUUUUCUACGAUGUUGUGCGCGUGGUGGAGGCCCUCCAUAAGAAAAACAUUGUGCACAGAGACCUCAAGCUGGGAAACAUGGUGCUUAACAAACGGACACAUCGCAUCACCAUCACUAACUUCUGCCUAGGGAAGCACCUGGUGAGUGAGGAUGAUCUGCUAAAAGACCAGAGAGGCAGCCCAGCUUAUAUUAGCCCUGAUGUAUUAAGUGGUCGACCAUAUCGUGGUAAACCCAGCGACAUAUGGGCGCUCGGCGUUGUCUUGUUCACCAUGCUUUAUGGCCAGUUCCCUUUUUAUGACAGCAUACCUCAAGAACUCUUCCGCAAAAUCAAGGCUGCAGAGUAUUCUAUUCCAGAAGACGGUCGUGUGUCUGAGAACACGGUGUGCCUCAUUCGAAAGCUGCUCGUGCUGGACCCUCAGCAGAGGCUGGCUGCAGGAGAAGUGCUGGAGUCACUCAGUGCCAUUAUUGCUUCAUGGCAGUCAGUUUCAUCAAUGAGUGGCCCCUUACAGGUAGUUCCAGAUAUUGAUGAUCAGGUCAAUAACCAAGAACAUCUGCAGGAGGCCAAGGCAAUCGAAGAGUCUUCACAGUACGAAUUUGAGAACUACAUGCGCCAGCAGCUGCUGCUGGCUGAAGAGAAGAACACUAUUCAUGAAGCCAAGAGCUUUCUCACCAAGCGUCAGUUUGGCAACAUCCCACCUGUCAGGCGUCUGGGUCACGACGCCCAACCUGUCAGUCCAUUUGAUGCUACUGCCCUCGCUCAACGUUUCCUCCGGAAAUAACCCUCAACCCCCCACAGCAGCCUCUCUAGCCUCCCUGGUAACUAAACACACCCAGGGAGACCAGAGAGGACUUGGGAGAAAAUACCCAGAACUGAACUGGCACACAGGAAGGAUCUGUCUGUACUGACAGGCAGACCGAUGCACAUCUGGGUUUCAGUAAGCUAAGCGAAGCAGACACAAAGCCAGGUACCGGAAAAGAUUCCCACCUAUGAGCUUGACUUUUCCAGUCUGGAUUCCCUUCAAACAUUGAAAACCCUGGAUAACCCCCCCCCCCCCAAAAAGCUUCUUUACCCACAGUCACUGUGCAACAAACCCAUCAGCAUGGUCUGUCAUGGUUCUGAUGAGGUUCUGCCUGCAGUUUGGAAGCAACCAUCAACCCCUCGUUCCUCCCCCCCCCCCCCCCCACCUCUAAAACCUCUCCAUCCAUUCUGGCUUCCCUGAGCAAUACAGGUCCAGAAUCAUGUAGCAACCCCCCUCCCCCCCUCUUCACAGUGGUUUGGUAUUGCCUCAAGUUGGAUCUCUUGAUCACAGAUGUCAUUCAUGUAUACCUCCAUUCCACCUUCCUUAUCUCUUUCUCAGUCUUUGUUUUUCCUGUCUUGUUCUUUCCACAACUCUGACUUCAAAUCAAUCUACCUCUUUGUCUCUAUCCGUCUGUUUCUAAUCUAGGCUCACAGUUCUGAGACCAGGGAUUGUAACGCCCGAGUCUCGACCCACCAGUGGCAUAAAAGCAUUAAUGUUUUUGGUUGCAAUGAAACUGCUUUCAAACGGUUUCUAAAAAUCUGAAUAAGCUUUGUAUUAUUUAUCUAAAUAAGUAGCAUUUUAUCUCAGUAGUAGAAAGAUUGAAGAAAGAUUUGAUUAUCAAAGCUUACUUUGAAAUUAGCGCUCUGCGUUGUCUCCUGCUUCUUGCUCAUCCCUGUGGAAAUCUCUUUAGCACCUCGGCAGCUAUAGUGAGGUACCUGGGAGUCCAAAUUCCAAGAACUGAAUGAGGCCAAGUCCUAACGAUGAUGGUUACUCUUCCUCAGUGCCGCCAUGGCGAUUAUCAGGCACUGUUAUGUUUCCAUUGCCAAAAAUCCUGUCUUAAAUUUCUUCUCAGCCAAGGAAACUGGUACUUUCAGACUCAUUUAGAAUUGUAUGACUUCCAGGUGGCUUCCCCAUGUCUUCUUAUCCAACCCAACCAUGGGACAACUGUUUGUUUUCUGUGUGAAUGUCAAUCUCAUUUCUUCUGAUGAAUCUGCAGUAUCCUGAAGUGUGCAUGCUGUGUGUAUGUGGGUUGGAGCCAGACAAACAAGUGUGUAUGAGAGAAGCUGGAACUCUCUGACCCUUUAAGCUAUCCACUAGUUAUCAUUGUGUCGUGUUAUCUGGCCUGCCUCUGUAGCAGACACUGUGAAACAGAGCAGGCUCUGCUGCAGUGGGGCUUGACUGAAUGUUUUUUUUGGGGGAAUGGAGUGAAAGCUUAAAAUGGGAAAAGACCAUAUACAUUGCCUUUCAGAUGUAUUAAUGACAUUUAGUUUUCACACCACUAACAAAAACGUUCAUGCAUUUAGUUGGAUUUUAUUAAAUAGAGCAACAUUAAACGGGUCAUAAUUAUAAAAGGAAAAUUAUUUAUUUUGUUAUAUUAUUAAGGCAGAUCUCUUUUGGUUCAUCUCUACUAACUUGAACCUAGUCAACUCUUCUUUGAAAGUAGCUCCAGCUCAGUUUACAUAAAUUCUAAGUCUUGCCACAGAUUAUUAAUUGGAUUGAGUUCUGAACUUUUUCUGGACAAAUCUCACUCACCAGUGAUCACAAUUCACUGUAUUUCUAUAUGUAUGUUUAGGGUCAUGACCCUUCUUUAGGGUCAACUUUCACUCCAUUUUAAAGUCUCCUUCACAGAAACUGGUCAAUUUUGAUGAGCUCAUCUGUUCUGCUCAGGAACGUCCCACUGAAUAAUGCUACCACAACCAUGUUUUCAUAAACCCUUUAAAGAUUCAGUAAACAUAUGCAUUGGGAUUAAACUGCACACAGACGACUUCUAAAGGCCAAGUGUGUCAUUGAAAGUUAGUGGAAUCUGAGUGCAAGGAGCGUAAAAUAAAUGGCACACUUCUUGGAUAUUUUAAAAGCCAUCCAUCAUUUUCCUUCCUUUAUAAUUAUGCGCUUUAUGUUGAUCUAUAUUCCAUUCAGAAGAAAAUAGCUGAAUACCUCUGUAAGGCGCUGUAUCUGUUCUCUCUCUUCCAAACUCAUCUUGUACAUGCUCGUUUAAUGUGGGUUCCUCUGAGCCCCCCCAGAUAAAUAUUACUGUAAUAUUCUGUAGUUAAAUGAAAAUACAAGCUCACAGGUUUAUAAGUGCAGUUUCUGGAUUUGCUUGAUGCAUUCUUCUGGUUUUCUUUUUACAGAACUAUUUUUGAAACCAUGGAAAUGCUACUAACUAGUGACUGUUAGCCAUUUGUACUGUGCAUCUUGCUUUUGCAUAUUUGUACCUGCUUUAUGGCUUUCUAUACUUUCCCUAUUUAUACUCGAACUGCAUGAACAUAGCUUCUGGAUUUUGUUUUUCCACACAUCUUUAACUGUUCUACCACUUUCUUACAGUUUCAUGUUGAUUUAUUUAUUCACUUGUGUAGACCCCCCCCCCCCAAACCACUGGUGCUUGUAUAACAGACAUUGAUUGUAGACAGUCAGAAACUCUUUGAAACAAUGCCCCACAGUUGUUUGCUCUCUGCUUUAAACAGUGGUUCCACUUUUGCAAUCCAAAUCUUUUUCCUCAUCAGAUACAUUUGUGAAAGAGUAGCAUUUCCUUUCCUCUAAGGAUUACUCAGUUGUUUUCUUGUGGUCACCUUAAGCUACACUAAUAUUAAGACUGACUUUUGCAUAGUUCUAUUUUUUAAAGAAAUGAUAAUAAUAAAUGGAUUUUCACAUCUUAAUUUACGGGAAGGGUUUUUGAAGUGUAGGUUUUUUUUGUUUUUUUUUGCCAUUACCCCUAAAUCCCCACACAAGGCUGCACUCGUUGGUCAGUAUGUAAAUAAUGUACCACAAUGACUGUGACGGUCAUACUUAAUGUAAUAAUGCUCCACCCAGUGACUUACCAACACCUGUUUCAGCACAUGAUGAUUGACACGUUCUUUGGGUCUUGUUGGCCGUCUAACAUCACAUCUGGAGGCUCCAAUGAAAUAUUUAGAGAGCCGCUGGUUUUCUUCCCAUCUAAAUGUGAAUUAUGUGGGUACAUAGCAGUAUUGUAGUAGUCAAGGUUGUUCAUCAGAAGAAGUUUUUUUUUUUUUUU
Molecule: messenger RNA, 4903 nt
Organism: Cyprinodon tularosa
Lineage: Eukaryota; Metazoa; Chordata; Actinopteri; Cyprinodontiformes; Cyprinodontidae
Gene: stk40
Product: serine/threonine kinase 40
Exons: 12
Coding region: 343-1653 (436 amino acids)
Biological process (GO): protein phosphorylation
Molecular function (GO): ATP binding; protein kinase activity
Source: RefSeq, a predicted model, not a curated record